This is a messenger RNA of Macadamia integrifolia, 955 nucleotides long. Its product is annotated as triphosphate tunnel metalloenzyme 3. NCBI's taxonomy places the organism in Eukaryota, Viridiplantae, Streptophyta, Magnoliopsida, Proteales, Proteaceae. The transcript has 2 exons. The coding region runs from base 145 to 750 and encodes 201 amino acids. The record is from RefSeq and is a predicted model, not a curated record.
AAAGAUCCCUCCACCAAAGCCCACCGCAUCGGCCUAUCUACCUAACACCAAAACAACCCCCCCUCCCCCCACCCUCACCCAAAAAAAAACAAAAAAAACUCUCCAAUCCUUCAACCACCAGGGAGUACUUGGUAGAUCAGAUAGAUGGAGGUAGAGGUGAAGCUACGCCUCCCUGACUCCGCUUCUCACCAGAAGCUCUCCGACCUCCUCAAACCCUUCCACCUCAUAACCCACCUCCAAGAAAAUGUCUUCUUCGACGGCGGCACCGCUGAGCUCUCAUGCAAGCGCGCAGUCCUCCGCAUCCGCUUCUACAACGGCGACUCCCGUUGCGUCGUCUCUCUCAAAGCCAAAGCCGUUCUCGUCGAUGGCAUCAGUCGCGUUGAAGAGGACGAGGAAGAUAUCGAUCCUUCCAUUGGUCGUGCUUGUGUUGCUGAACCAUGGCGGCUUGGUUCUGUUGAUUCUUCGAGGAUCUUGAAGAGGGUUAAGGAGGAUUUCCAUGUCGCUGAUCACAAUUUCGUGUGUUUGGGUGGGUUUAGGAAUGUGAGGUCGGUGUAUGAUUGGAAAGGGUUGAAGUUGGAAUUGGAUGAGACCCAGUACGAUUUUGGGACGUGUUAUGAGAUUGAGUGCGAGAGCGAUGAUCCUGAAGGUGUUAAGAAGUUGCUUGAAGGGUUCUUGAAGGAUAAUGGGAUAAGCUAUUCUUAUUCGGAGGUCUCCAAGUUUGCAAUUUUCCGGUCGGGGAAGCUGCCAUAGGUCUAUUAUUCUCUGUUCUGGAUUAUUGUGGAUUCCUGUUAGUGUGGAACUGAUAAGUUUAUUGGUGAUGUGAAAAGUUAAUGUUCUGCUUCUCUUGCUGGCAAUAGUUCUUAUGUAUUCUUCUUCCUAGCGGUUCUGUAUUGAAUAUCAUAACAUGUCUUCAAUGCUACAGUUGCUAUUUUAUUGAUAUCACUUAUUUUGAUGA